AUGGCUCCUCGUUUGCUAUUCUUCUUUGCUUUCAUUUCUCUGCUGUUGACAUUCUUUCCUUCACCUUGUUCUUCUUUGAAAUAUGAUGAUGCUAUUGUUGUUCCUGUAACCAAAGAAGAUGAUAGGGUCAAUGUAGCUUUGUACUAUGAGUCCUUAUGUCCAGGGAGUGCUGAGUUCAUAUUAAAAUAUCUAGUGGAUGUCUUUGAUUUGGAUCUCAUUGACAUUGUCAAUCUCAAGCUAGUCCCCUGGGGCAAUGCUGAGACCACAGAUCCAAACAAUACUAUUGUUUGCCAGCAUGGCGAAGAUGAAUGCUACUUCAACACUAUACAUGCCUGUGCCAUUGAAGCCUUGCCUGACACAACGAAACAUUUUACGUUCAUUCACUGCCUGAUGAAGGAAACUUCAAAGGGACCCAUUCACGAAAAGGAAGAAAUUUGGAGAUCUUGUUGUCAAGGACUGAAGGAAGUUGAACAGGACAUUCAGAACUGCUUUGACAGUGGCCAUGGAAGAGAGCUUGAGCUUAAAUACCGCAAUGAAACUCCGCCUCAUGAUUAUGUACCAUGGCUGACCGUUAAUGACAAACACGUUGAAUAUCUUCAGUAUUUUUUAGUUUAUAUCUGUAAAGCUUACAAAGGCAGUCAAGUUCCAGAGUUUUGCAAAUCACUGCCACCAGUCAAGGCCAAAGCUACUGAGAAUGCAAUUUCAAGCACUCCUGUCUGCUAUGCUAAGGAAGCAAGCCAUUUCUAAGCCAUGAAUGGACUUAUUGGAAGAAGUUAAAGCUUCUUCCUUUGUUGGCUGGUUCAUCACUGUUAGCAUAUAAGUAGAAUAAUUGACCUAGUUGGUUAUCAGUGUUUAGGUUGUUUUUAACUCUAAAUUUGGAAAGAGCAGAAGUGAAAUCAUGUGUUUCUA
Messenger RNA from Pistacia vera, 909 nucleotides. Its product is annotated as gamma-interferon-responsive lysosomal thiol protein-like. Lineage: Eukaryota; Viridiplantae; Streptophyta; Magnoliopsida; Sapindales; Anacardiaceae. The record is from RefSeq and is a predicted model, not a curated record. The transcript is spliced from 5 exons. Gene Ontology annotation, molecular function: oxidoreductase activity, acting on a sulfur group of donors, disulfide as acceptor. The coding region runs from base 1 to 747 and encodes 248 amino acids.